Messenger RNA from Triplophysa rosa, 8104 nucleotides. RefSeq names its product zinc finger protein 609a (gene znf609a). Gene Ontology annotation, cellular component: nucleus. NCBI's taxonomy places the organism in Eukaryota, Metazoa, Chordata, Actinopteri, Cypriniformes, Nemacheilidae. The coding region runs from base 1766 to 5479 and encodes 1237 amino acids. The record is from RefSeq and is a predicted model, not a curated record. Gene Ontology annotation, biological process: regulation of transcription by RNA polymerase II. The transcript is spliced from 8 exons.
AUUUUGGUUUAUGGAGUGUCCGACAACAAGUUUAUGUACAUACAUGAUGUAAAAAUACUAUUAUUUCGUAAUAAUAAGCAGUUUUUAUUACCUUACUUCUUGACUGACUCUCAAAUGAUUCGUUCCGCUAUUCAUCUGUGUAAUCUCCGUCUUUCCGCCAGCGUAGUCUUAUCUGAUUGGUCAGAUAGUGUAGUCUGCUGUGAUUGGUCAGAUGGUCUAGUCUGCUGUGAUUGGUCAAAUGGUCUAGUCUGCUGUGAUUGGUCAAAUGGUCUAGUCUGCUGUGAUUGGUCAAACGCGUGUCGCAAAUGGACCGCCUGUCAUUACUGCUGUAUUACGGUUUGCAGGUGGUUGGAUAUUAACAGUGUAUAGAGAGAGAUGGCGUCGAUUUUUCCUUACCAGUUCGAGCCCGAGUCUGACGAAUCAUUCUUUAAUCCUUAUACAGAUGCCAGUAAGAAAAAGGACUGUUUUAGACACUUCUCUUGUAACAGUUAGUUAUCACGGCAUACAUUGUACGGUGUAGGUAUCUUCAGAUGUUAUUAUAACUAUAGUACACCACGCAGUUCUUGAAAUAAAGACUUUGCGAGUUAAUAUGGUUGAACACUUACAUUAACGCAACGAGUUUAUAGCUAACGUUAGGUAAACAAACAGUAACAACCCCAAAAAUAACGGUAACGUUAGCUAAACACAGACAUGAGAUAACGUCACACAAAUUUAAUUUUAAGUAAAGACAAAAAUAAAGAGUCACACUUACAGGUUGUGAUUCGGUGGAGCUUACAGGUCCAAAUAAAGUUGGUAUUGCAACAUCUUUUAAGGAAAGACGUUUAAUGUAUCCUGCAGUAAAGGCGCCAAGAUUGAUGAAGCAAUCUUCUGUAAAAUGACGCGCGCAAAGUAAAACGUUCGGUUUAUACUCCUUUGGUGUCGUUUGAAAAAUAAAUAGUAACCAUUUUUUCCUCAGAAGUUCUUCCUUUGGUAGUGAAAAUAAGACUGACUUAGUUUCACUACAUAGAACACAGCUUCUCUUAGACAUGAUGCACACGUCACGAACGAGCUAGUACAGUGUUUGGGGAGGAGAGAGUUAAGUUUUCGCAGUCAGUAGGCGGGGAUUUUUCUAGUGACGUAGGUACAUUGUGGUUAAAGAUUCGGACAGGUCAUGGCUUGUUCGCGUGAUUCAGAGUCGAUUACCUUUUUUAUAAGCUAAUAACUUUGUUAUUCGUUCACCUUCGGAUUUACAACUUGGCAGAUUGCUUACAUUCAAACACGGCAAAAUUAAACACUUCAUGAAAUGUAUUUUUUAUGAUCUCGAGGAAUGUACUCUUUAAAUGUACAAAUUUAACUGAACGAUCUUAAUUGAAUGUCAAUGAUUUAUGGUUCAUCACUUGGGGGAAAAAUCAUUUUGAAAGUGAUGCCAACCAUAUCAUUUCUCUAUAAUUUUAUCAUCGUUGUGAAAAUCUUUAUAGUUCUCAUUCUUGAUGCAUAACAGCAGUGAGCAAUACCGUCAAAAUAAAUCCAGCAUAAAAAUACAGUUUCAGGCACUGAGAAUUGUUUAUAUUUGUUGUGUUCAUUCCUGUUGCUCAAGGUUGUGGGACAAUCCCAGCGAACACGCUUACACAUAAAAUGUAGACCUUGAAGUCGCUUUAAAUAAUAGCAUUUGCCAAAUGUGUAAAACGUAAGAAAUGUAAAUGUAAAAAUGAAGAUUAGAUGAAACCAGUGUAAGAACAUGGCCAGGUAAAAUGGCCAGGUAAAAGCUGUGACAGCCAUCAGGCAAAUGAGAAACAAAGCUCUUUCAUUGGAGCCCUUCUCCCUCCCUCUGACUCUUUCUCUCCAUUCCCAUCUCAUCUGCUCGCCCUGUCUCUUAGCACGCUGUAAGUGUGUGUGGGGGGGGUGGGGUGCAGCUGCCCUGCGUUGUCAACCAGCGCAUUUCCAGCGCGUUUGGUUCUAUGUGUGCUGGGGGAGGGGAGAGUCGUGCAGCUCCAGCGCAAGAGAGGAGGGAACAGACGGCAGAUCCAUGCGGCUGAUGGAGUCUCCAGUGUCUACACCGGCACCACCACCCGUUCACCUUCUCGCACCUGUCAGCAACAGCGACAUCUCCUCCUCGUGUGAGCAGAUCAUGGUUCGCACGCGUUCGGUGGCCGUCAACACUUCUGACGUGUCUCUGGCCACUGAGCCGGAAUGUCUGGGUCCAUGUGAACCGGGUACCAGUGUUAACCUGGAAGGCAUAGUCUGGCAGGAAACUGAGGAUGGUAUGCUGGUUGUAAAUGUUACCUGGAGGAAUAAGACAUAUGUGGGCACCCUUUUAGACUGCACUCGACAUGACUGGGCGCCCCCACGAUUCUGUGAGUCACCCACAAGUGAUUUGGAGAUGAGGAAUGGUCGUGGUCGGGGAAAGAGAAUGAGACCCAAUAGUAACACACCGGUCAACGAGAACAGCAAUUCUUCCGAUAAUAAAGGCUGCAACAACAGCAAGACUCGAGCCGCAUCAAACAGUAAGGGGCGACGGGGCAGUCAGAAUUCCUCAGAACGUCGUACUCCACCAAACAGCAACACAGAGGAUGUAAAGACUAGUCCAUCAUCUACUAACAAACGCAAGAAUAAACCUGCCUCGGACAUGGAGCCCAACUCAAGUUCAGAGGACACUAAGGGUAGCAAGCGUAUGCGUACCAGUUCAAACAGUGGAAUACCUCACCCUGUUCUUCCCCUCUCCAACAUCAAAGCAGAACCAUUGCCCCCCUCUUUGGAUCGCAACUGCCCUUCUCCGGUGCUCAUAGACUGCCCCCAUCCCAACUGCAACAAGAAAUACAAGCACAAAAAUGGCUUGAAGUAUCAUCAGGCUCGUGCUCACAAUGACGAUGACAUCAAGCUGGACAUAGAUGGCGAUAGUGAGUAUGGUGAGGAUUCUACCUUGCAUCCAGAGCCGGGCAGUUGCAAUGGUGCAUCCAUUUCUCAGAAGGGCUGUUCUUCUCCUGCAAGGUCGGUCACCCCUAAAGGCAGGGGAUUUGAUGCCCAGAGCCCAUCACCGUCAUCUACCAAGUUCAGCUCCAAGCAGCCUGGCAAGAAAAAACUGGAGGCUGACAAUGAUUCCAGUGUGCCCAUGGAUGGCUGUGAGGAUGGCCCCUGUCUUACAGAUGAGACAAGUAAUGAUGGCAUUGAUGACAAGAGGGGCUUAGAUAAAGCCAAGAAGUCUGGAAGUGGUGCUAAAGCAGACAAGCUUGCUCAGAAGGGCAUGAAGUCAGCAAGACCCCUUGUACCCUCUUUACCCCCACAGCAGUUGUACGGCUUACAAACCUCUGGAUUCCCCACCCCCAAUUCUGGCUCCUCUAGUAUGGGUUCUGUCGUCCAGUCCAUCAGCAAGAGCCCCCAACUAAAAACCAUUCAACCCAAAGCUGCAGUGAUGGGAGAUCCCUCAAUGAACGCAGCCUCAAGUGGCUCAAAGGACAAGAAGAAGAAAGAUAAGAAAAAGAAGGAAGGUAGUAAGGAAGGGGACAGUCCAAAGGCCCCUGGGAAAGGAGGAAAACCUGAAGAAGGUAAAAGCCCGUAUUCUGAGAGCUCAGACCAAAGCAGCAAGAGUGAGGGCCUGUUAAAUGGUUCCACGGCGCCUCAUCAGAGUCGGCUAGCCAGCAUGAAAGCAGAAGCAGACAAAAUAUACAGUUUCUCCGACAAUUCUCCCAGUCCGUCCAUUGGUGUGGCCAGUCGGAUAGAAGCCGGGGGGAUUGCGCAACCUCUCACUCCACUUCACGUGGUUACCCAAAAUGGGGCAGACAACUCUUCUGUGAAGACCAACAGCCCAGCGUACUCCGACAUUUCUGAUGCAGGGGAAGAUGGAGAGGGCAAGAUAGACAGCAUGAAGGUCAAAUCUGAGGAUCAGGCUGCUCGAGAAUGUGCCAAGAAAUCUCUGUUCCCAUCUCAACAACCCAACAAGGAUUCUUACUACCCCGGUUAUGAAACGUACUACUCACCCAAUUAUGGCAACCCGAACCCCAGUCCAGGAGUCUCUAAUGCUGCCACGCCACUGCAAGAGGCUGCAGUGAAGGUGAAAAAAGAAGACCCAGAACCAGGGAAUGACAAGGUGAAAUCAGAGCCACCAGAAGAACGAAAGCCAGAAAUAAGUGCAUCGUCUCAGCAGCAACAGCAGCCUUCGGUCAUUCAGCAGCGGCCUAGCAUGUUCAUGCAGCCCCUCUAUUACAACCAGUAUGCAUAUGUACCUCCAUAUGGCUACUCCCCAGACCAGGCCUACCAUAACCACCUAAUGAGCACAAACCCCGCUUACAGGCAACAGUGUGAGGACAGACAACGACAAGUGGCUGAGCAGCAUCGUGCUGCGGAGAAAAAACAAGAAGCUGCUCAGAAGGACAGGGAAGCCUCCUUGAAGCCUGAAGAAUGGAAGCAGAAAGCUUCAGUUCCUCCAACCCUGUCCAAGGCUCCAAGCCUCUCAGACUUGGGCAAGCCUUCCCCACAGGGCAAGCCCAAAGAUCCCUCUGAACCGAGUAAGUCCGUCAUUAUCCCCAAAAUGGAAGAUGGCAAGGGACAGUCCCAGCAGGGUGAGGGUUUAAAAAUGAAGCUGAGUGAAGCGGGGCAUCAUGGUAAAGAUGAGCAAAAGCCAGGCAUUGAGUCUGGAAGAUCUGCGAUGGAUCAGGCCAUUUACAUGUAUCGACAGGAGCCGGACUCUCGACUGUGGCCCUACGUUUAUCCCAGCAAGUAUCCGGAUGCUCAAAAACAGAUAGAUGAAGAGAGGUGCAAGGAAGAAAGAGAACGGGACCGCGAGCGAGAAAGGGAGCGAUAUCGGGACAGAGAGCGUGAAAGAGACAGGAAGGGAAAAGACGAAAGGCAACGUCCUAAAGACACUCCCUCUAAAGAGGAUAGCAAGGAAUGUGCAGAGCCAAGAACCUCAUCAGCCUCAGAGGAGCAUAGAGGGGUCAGCAAAGAUCACCGGGCACACAUGCAGUUUUCCUCACCUCUGCCACAGCACCAGUCAUAUAUGUCCUACAUGCACGGAUAUCCCUAUGGCCAGGGCUAUGAGCCCAGCCAUCCAGGAUACAGGGGGAUGCCCACUGUCAUGAUGCAGAAUUACCCCGGGUCGUACCUGUCACAAGGAUACUCCUUCUCCCCAUACGGCAAUAAGAUGCCCCCAGGUGAGGAAGGUGAGAAGUCUCGUGCCAGUCCGACGGUAAGCGGCAAGUCCGCAUCCGAGUCUAAAGCUUUGGACAUCCUGCAUCAGCAUGCUAGCCAAUAUAAGAGCAAGUCGCCCACAGUUGGUGAAAAGGCGCACCAUGAAAGAGACAGAAGUGGAAGCGAGAGGGAAAGAGACAGUGAACGUCCAAGAUCUUCGCCUUCGCAGCGGAUCAUGCCUUCCCACCAUCACCUGGGCUACCCAAUACUCCCAGGACAGUACGACCUGUCCUAUGCUACAGGUAUCUCCUCUUCAGCCAUUGUUGCCAGUCAACAAGCCUCUGCCCCCUCACUCUAUCCCCCAGCGCGGAGGUGAGAAUGGAAGAAGGGACUGGACGGUUUUGUGCGGACAUGUGACUGGUUCACAUGAGCACACGGUGUGGAGCUUACAACAUCAGUUCAAUGAUGUUCCUGAUUUCUUUCCGCUUUUCCCGGGUUUCCCGGCGCCUUUGACAACCAUUGUCAGAGAAAGUGGAAGGCCAGCCUUUCACAUAACCAACGAACACCUCGGCAUGUGUAGACGCCACCUCUCUGUGCUGCUGGUUGCAUACUCAGGAGAGAGGAAACACUGUCUUCAGAGACCUCACAUGAUGCACAUGUUCUCUUUGAAAUGGACCUCAUUGUGGGAGGUUUGGAAUGAAUAAUGACAUUCUGAAAGUCACUACAUUGUUUUGUGUUCAAACCCGGCCCUUUAUGAACCGCUGCUCUGGACUGCUGCUCUAGAGCCCUGAGGAUUACUUUUUUUUGUUUGAGAAAGAUCUCGGCAUCUUUGUUGUCGCCUUCACUCUCUGUGGACUCUAUGCAAGUGGAAAAGUCUUGAAUUUUUUCAGUUCAUUCAGGGCAGUAAACUCUGUUCAUGCUCCACUAAGCAUUGCUUGAGAUGUCAGAGAGAUGAUGGACAUUUGUUUUAGAUGCACUUCAUGUCCAUUGUCACCCAAACUCACUCCAUUAACUGUUUGGCAUUGGAUAUGUUUUUUUCCUCAGAAGAUAACAGAGCAGUCGUUCUAUUCUGUUUCACAACUGGCCUGGUUUUCAGUUUUGUGACGGGGUGUCUGACAUUUGGAUUAUCCGGGUCAUGGAGAAAAGAUGAAGCAUUGGCUGCUCUCUGACAUGUAGUGUCCCCAAAGGAAGGAGCUUCUGUUUCCAGGCUGGAUUUAUAGAAAUAGAGUCAGUGGAUGUGUGGACACAUCUGCUCUUCCCAGAUCCACAGUCGAAUGGGUGUGUUUGCCAACGGAGACACCAGACUCUGAACUAUGUUUGUCUGAUCACAAACUAAUCCUUCACGCACGGAUACAUUGAUAUGCUGCUUGUGAAUCUCAUGUCAGACUGCAUGAGUGACGUGUGAAAGAGGGCCAUCUUUAAAGCUUGGAGUAACCCCAAGAGCGAGCGAUCCAGCAUCUGGACCUCAGUCCACAUUGAUCCACAGACUCACAGAGCACCAAACAAUGAAGACGGUCGUUGGAAACGUACUUUUGAGCAUUCCCUCACUUUCCUCCGUGUGUCUGCAUGGUUAUAAUCCAGCAUUAACCCGAGCAGAGAGCAGUGCGACCUGUGCGGUCGCCGCACCUUUCCUCCCUCACUAUGUGCUUUCUGUAUAUAUUGUAAAAAGGAAUUAUUUUAAAAGAGGUUGUUGGAUGCUAUUGGAUUUUCUUACCUUCUCGCUCUUUUUUUUUUGUCUGUUAGCCUUUUUUCUACCAUUGUUGACGUAAUAUAUCAACAUGUAGCUGAUGUAACAACUUUAUAUUGGAAGGUUGUUUUUUGUUUUUUUUACAAAUUUUUCUACCCCUCCUCUCCAAAGCCAAGUCAGUCCCACUCUGCUUUGAAACUGUAGAAGCUCAUGCAGUUUUCUUUUAAGUCGGUUUUAAAAUUCUCAUGGGAUUUUUAUUUAACACAACCCGCAAAACGUACAGGCAGUGGUGCGUUCAAACAGCAGGAGGAAGUGUUGGCAAAAGAAAUAACCAGAACGAGGUGCUAUCUAGAGCUAGUUUUCCCAGCGUAUCGUAUAGUUAUCAUCUAAUGUGAAUCUGAAACUCUCAGGAGAGCAUUAUUGAAAUCACAGCCUUUAAAUCAUCUCGGCAUGAUCAUUGCUCUCAGCUCUAUUCAAGAAAAGGCGUUUUUUUCGACAUAUUUUAAUAUUAAAGAGUCCAUGACUUCCUCUUGUCUGUUUUGAACUUCAGCUCAUGUUAACUCGACAUUAGUUCAUUUUGUUGCUGGAGAAAACCAGGCCAGGUCUUUUCAACAUGUUUAUUUUUACCUUUACAUUGUUUUAAACUGUAUUCUCUGCCAAAACCUAAAACAAUCAAUAACCGCAGCACUGGUCUCAGACCAGCAUGAAGAGGCGAUGAUGCCAUGAUACCAUUUUUGUUAUAAAUAGUAAAAACCUCACUUUGAGUUGUUCCGUCUUUGCGCAAAUAGCCAGUUAAACCUGUGCUGUCUGGUGACUUGAUUCAUAAUUGUUGAGGAAAAAGCGCUUGAUUGUUUUAAUUUAUUUUGAGGGUUCUUUUUUUCUUGUUGUUGUUGUUGUUGUUUUUCUAGAAAGUUCUUGUAGAAAGACCAGUUUGUUUUAACAGUUCACACAUUUGUUCACUAUUGUCUCAGAUGGUGCUAAUAUAGUCUGCCCUGUGCGAUCAUCGUGGGAAGAGAAGAGGGAAUUCCCUUUUUUGUUUUGGUUUUCUAGUUUCCAGUGGUAUUGACCCGCCCCAUACCCACACAGUGCGCAGCGGCUCAGCGUCUGUCAUCGGUACUUGAAAGAAAGAUGUUUACACCUCUUAAUUUCUGUGUUUGGAUACGUUUCGCCUGUAAACCAUCCCUGCCUCUGUCCCUCUCUCUCUCUCUUCCUAGAGAUCUCUCAUGUAAAGUGUAAAUUGCUACAUUUUUUAUACAAACUGUAACUUGCCUUUGUACAUUUAGGCAGAAAAUAAAUCUUUUUAUGAGACAAUCA